This is a messenger RNA of Trichogramma pretiosum, 1365 nucleotides long. RefSeq lists its product as uncharacterized. The coding region runs from base 460 to 645 and encodes 61 amino acids. The transcript is spliced from 2 exons. The record is from RefSeq and is a predicted model, not a curated record. NCBI's taxonomy places the organism in Eukaryota, Metazoa, Arthropoda, Insecta, Hymenoptera, Trichogrammatidae.
UAUCAUUCGUACAAAACACGCGUUUGUUAUUGUUACACUUUUUUUGCACAACUCGAUAUCAUUUUGAAUUUGUAUAUCGGUAGCGGUGGUGCGCGUGUGGUAUAACGAUCGAGGAACCCGCAAAUCCUCGAUACUUGUGCGUGCGUUUAUUUUUCGAGUUUUCUCUUUGUUGAUAAAUAUUUUCAAAAACAAAAAAAACAAAAAAAAAACGUGAUUGUCACGCGCACAGUAUCAAAAAAAAAGGACAUAAACAAGAAGCGAGGAUAUAUAGCCGCUCGUUGCUCCUGUGUGUUACCGCAAUCGGAAUUGCCGCUGUGUGUCGACGACGACGACGACAACUGUCACACAACUUCGCAUAACAACAGCGGCCUCGACUCACGACGUUUUUUCGAGAGACACAGGAUACGGCAGGAGGAAUAAGAAAGGAAGGAAAUAACAAGUAAAGGCGAUCGCGCAAACAUGGAGUCUUGGCUGAGCGACGUACAGCGCGUGAGAAUUCCACGGCCGAAAUUCGGCAGCGGCAACUCGGUGCGCCGCUCGAACUCGAGCGCGGCGCCGCACAACAGGCCGGAAGUGAGGCAGGCCUCGCAAGAGGUGGCCAAAGCCACCGAGGAGCUGCGACAGGCGCUCCAGGACAAGCUCUGAUCCUCACCACCUCCCCAAUCAUCGACCAUCAGCAUCCCUGAGACAUUGGAUUAUCGAUAUAUUCAUUACGAAUGACAUGUAAUAUCCCUAAUAUUGACACCUCGCUAAAAAAAAAAAUAUCGAGCUGCAUUCGAGUAUACGUCGCGCUCCGCAAGAUAGCUGAGCAACGAAUGCCACAUCAUUCCUUUAACUUUAAGAUAAUUUUACGUACUUUUUCAUUCGAGUACACGAAUUGAAAUGAAAAAAAAAUGUGUGAACCAAUAUCAGUCAUGUACGUGUAAUCGAUCGUUAUAAUUUUAUUUUUGUUUAUGCAUAAAAAAAGCUCACCUUCAUCGAGGUGUAUUGAAUCAUUAAACUCGAUUUAUUUUCGGAAAUUCUGAAAAUUGCAUUAUGAAUCUGAUUUAUAAUCGUCAUAAGAUAAUAAUAAUAACAAACAAAAAAAUGAAUUGUACCACGAACAUUGUAUCGCUCUUCAACUUUUUCAUUAACAUUUUUAUGUGUAAUCAUAUAAUAAUGAACUUACAUUAAUGAAUUGAAAAACUGUUACAACGGAUUAUUAUAAGGUAUACUUUUACGACAUUUUGUAAAUAUUAUUUUUAAUUUUUAUUAAUUUUUUUUGUUCAUUCACUCAUUGCUGCUUCAUCGCACAAAGCCGUAUUUGCAUAUUGAAUGAGGUCCGAUAUAAUAAAAAAAAAAUAUCACGUUACUCAGCGAAUACAA